This is a messenger RNA of Jaculus jaculus (lesser Egyptian jerboa), 405 nucleotides long. It is a transcript of the gene Qrfp, whose product is annotated as pyroglutamylated RFamide peptide. Gene Ontology annotation, molecular function: orexigenic neuropeptide QRFP receptor binding. The record is from RefSeq and is a predicted model, not a curated record. NCBI's taxonomy places the organism in Eukaryota, Metazoa, Chordata, Mammalia, Rodentia, Dipodidae. The coding region runs from base 1 to 384 and encodes 127 amino acids. The transcript has a single exon.
AUGAGGAGCCUGCCCUACCUUCUCCUUCUGCCCUGGGGUGCCUGUUUUCCCCUGCUGGACGGGAGAGGACCAGAGGAUGGCAAAGAAUCCCGGAUGGGCUGGCCUCAGUUGGCCGAGGGGCGCAGACCCCAUUCUGCGUGGGGUCCCUCCCCGUGGUGGCGGGGGCCACCACAGACGCCAGCCCUGCUCAUGGUGGCUAAGGAGCUCGAAGCGUCCCGUAGGGAACAAGCUGGCUUCCGCCUGGAGAGGCAGGAGGGCGGCCAGGCCACCGCUUUCCUGCCCGGUGGCGGGGAGAAGGCCAGUGGCCCCUUGGGAAGCCUGGCCGAGGAGCUCAGCAGUUACAGCAGGAAGAAAGGUGGCUUCCGCUUCCGCUUUGGCCGGUGAGAGGCUUCUGCAGGGACUCUG